Polychytrium aggregatum is the source of this 1829-nucleotide messenger RNA. RefSeq names its product cation efflux family-domain-containing protein. Lineage: Eukaryota; Fungi; Chytridiomycota; Chytridiomycetes; Polychytriales. Gene Ontology annotation, biological process: monoatomic cation transport; transmembrane transport. The transcript has 8 exons. Gene Ontology annotation, cellular component: membrane. Gene Ontology annotation, molecular function: monoatomic cation transmembrane transporter activity. The coding region runs from base 116 to 1771 and encodes 551 amino acids. The record is from RefSeq and is a predicted model, not a curated record.
GGUCGCCAGACUCGCCUGAUCUGUCUCUGGGCUCAAUCUCCCUCUCCCUCCCACGCAUCUGCCUGUCGUCCUUCUCCACCGAUCGACUCUUCUGCGAGCGAUCGUCUUGGCUGCGAUGAGCACCCUCGCACUCUGCACCCCGCUCCGAGCACCCCGCGGGCUCGUCUUCUGCUCGGAUGCUCGCUUUCUCUCGACCACGCCAACAGUGUUGGUUUCAAUCUCGACCGCCUCAUCCCCCAGAGCCACUGCCUACAGCAACAGCCCAGCAACCUCAUCUGUGUCGCCAGACCGCACUAGACCCCAGCACCGGUGGCCCGUCUCUCGGCUGGCACCUCGGUCGCAUCGGCUGAAGAGCACAGGCGGCGAGCCUUUGACGCAGCAACACAACGACGACCACAGCCAUUUGCAUCGGUUGCCUCCUGCCCAGCACCAAGCGGAUCAUGCCGGCAGCCACACCCACAGUGGCGGCCAUCACCACCAUCACCACCACCAUGGUCUUCACGAUUCGACACAGGAAGGACACUGGAUCACCAUCGUCGGAUUGAUCUCGAAUGUCGGGCUCACCGGAAUCAAGGGCGCGGCCGGUGUCAUGUGGAACUCGGCAUCACUGCUUGCUGACGCUCUCCACAGCGCAUCCGACCUAGUUGCCGAUUUCGUGACGCUCUACUCGUUCCGUCGAGCACGGACCAAGCCCGACAGCAACUUUCCGUACGGAUAUGGCAAGCUCGAGUCGGUCGGGUCGCUCGUCGUAGCCGGCAUCCUGAUUGCAGCGGGCGUUGGGGUCGGAUGGCAUUCGUAUGACUUGCUCUCGACGAGCUUGACCCAGCGACAGGACACAUCCGAGGCAAAUGGCAGGACCCAGGGCCACAAUGACGACGCCAGCAACCAAAACAAAGCCGGUGACGAUGAGUCCGAUGCCGAGUCACUCAUCCGCUCCAGACUGAUUGAAAUGUCGCCGCUGGCGCUCCUGAUCGUUGGCCUCGGCAUCUUUGGAAAAGAAGCACUCUACCACUUGACCGUCCGCGCCGCCCGCAAAGCCAAGAGCGACGUUCUCAUGGCCAACGCCUGGCACCACCGAAGCGACGCUGGAUCUUCGGUUGUUGCCCUGGUCGGCGUUGGUGGCGCUGCCCUUGGGUUUCCGCUGCUCGACCCUAUCGGCGGUAUUUUGCUCUCAGGCAUGAUCUUGAAGGCCGGCAUCGAUUCCGGUGUUCCAGCGUUCUGGGAACUGAUUGAUGCGUCUGUUCCGCCAACGACGCUCCACCAAGUCCGAGCAUCACUCCACGAUACUAUGGUCAGGGACUCAAACAUUGUCUCGUACGGCUCGCUCAGGGGCCGCAAGAUGGGGCCAUACAACCUCGUGGACCUGCAGUUGCAAGUUAAUCCUCACAUUAGCGUCUCGACUGCUCAUCAGAUUGCCGAGAACGUGAGACACCAAAUCACGAAGGACGUCGAGGAUAUCAGCGAGGUGCUCAUCCAUGUCGACUGCUCCAAGCACAGCCACGUCCACCCCGCCGUCGCCACGACCGAGUCGACUUCGGACAUCGAGAGGCGCAUCCAUGAAAUCGCACUGCGGGGCGUCGCCGACCAGGUCUCGAAGAUUACGCAUCUGACGCUCCACUAUCUCGGCGAGGGCAUCCAGGUCCACGCCGACCUCGAGCUGAUCGAUAACGCGACGACGGUGGCAGAGGCCUCCGAGAUUGCCAAGAAGGUGCGCGAGAACAUCAUGUCGGUCGAGGGCGUGUGCUGCGCUGACAUCCACCUGGAGAUCUGAGUGGUCGGGAUAUCCGCGCAAUACAGGUGUUCGUCAUCACCACCGACGGCGAUGCAAG